This is a messenger RNA of Anneissia japonica, 3131 nucleotides long. Its product is annotated as protein kinase C delta type-like. Gene Ontology annotation, molecular function: ATP binding; diacylglycerol-dependent serine/threonine kinase activity. Gene Ontology annotation, biological process: protein phosphorylation. Bases 46 to 1824 code for a protein of 592 amino acids. The record is from RefSeq and is a predicted model, not a curated record. Lineage: Eukaryota; Metazoa; Echinodermata; Crinoidea; Comatulida; Comatulidae. The transcript has 14 exons.
GUUAUUAAAUUUGAGUUGUAAGUGGAAUAUCUUAAGGGAAUCAAGAUGGUGUUUCUACGUGUUAGGCUGAUGCAAGUUGAUAAAGGUGUUGCUAAUGUAUUACCUGAAGGAGGGAUCUUCGAUCCGUACUGUGCUAUCAAUGUCAAACAAAAGGAAAAAACUGCAAGUGGAGGAUACCAACUGGUACAAAAGAAGAAAACUGUUUUUCCUGAAUGGAAUAAAUGCUUUGACUCGCAUCUUUAUGAGGGGCGUGUCAUUCAGAUAAUUGUCAUGACUAAACCAAAUAAAUUUCUGGCUGAGUGUUCAGUUCCAAUACAUGACUUAGCUGAUUGCUGCAACGAGGAUGGCGAGGUCAAAACUGUUUGGUUGGAUCUUAAACCAUCUGGACGAAUACAAGUGCAACUUAAAUGUUUUUCUGAAGGCCCAGAAGUGGAUCCCAUGAUUCAGAGUGUUCAUGGACAGGCUUCAUCCAACCAAGAUGAGAAAAAUAUGAAAGGAUUAACUCACCGCCGCGGUGCUGUUCGACAGGCCAAGAUACACGAGCACAGGGGACACAAAUUUCAAGGACACUAUUUUAGACAGCCAACUUACUGUUCUUUAUGCAGCGAGUUUAUAUGGGGUGUGGUUGGCAAGCAAGGAUAUAUGUGUUUGGUUCCUUGUUAUAGAAAGCAAGCUGGUAGCAAACAACAUUCCCAUGACGAACAUGUGAUUGGUGAACCAGAUUCCGAUGAAGAUGACGAGGGUGUGUAUGAACCCAUGUGGGAGGUAUCAUCACCAGGAGGAGGAGGAGGGGUAACAGCACCGGUCCAACAGCCAGCUACACUACCUACUAGGACUUACAGAAUAGAAGAAUUCCAUCUUCAGAAAGUUUUAGGAAAAGGUAGUUUUGGCAAGGUAAUGCUAGCUCAGCUAAAGGGAACACAGAAAUAUUUUGCCAUCAAAGCACUAAAAAAAGAUGUUGUAUUGGAAGACGAUGAUAUAGAAUGUACAAUGGUGGAACGUCAAGUGUUGGGACUUGCUUGGCAUCAUCCAUUUCUCACCCAUCUCUUUUGUACAUUCCAAAGCAAGGAUCAUUUAUUUUUUGUGAUGGAAUACCUAAAUGGUGGCGAUCUCAUGUUUCACAUUCAGCAAUCUUUGAAAUUUGAUGAGAAACGAGCAAGAUUCUAUGGAGCUGAAAUUAUCUGCGGGCUUCAGUUUCUGCAUCAACGCGGCAUCAUAUACCGUGAUUUAAAGUUGGACAACGUUCUGCUUGACAAGGAUGGACACAUCAAGAUUGCUGACUUUGGCAUGUGUAAGCAGAACAUAGCAGGAGACAGCAAGGCAACUACAUUCUGUGGUACUCCUGAUUACAUUGCACCGGAGAUUCUUCGUGGUCAAAAAUAUGGCUCGUCGGUGGAUUGGUGGUCAUUCGGGGUUCUGUUAUAUGAGAUGUUGAUUGGGCAGUCUCCAUUCCAUGGUGAUGAUGAGGACCAGUUGUUUGACUCAAUUUUGCAUGAUGCACCAUACUAUCCCAAGUGGCUGGGUGAUGAUGCUCUCAAAUGUAUUAGUAAGCUUCUUGACCGAGAACCAACCCAACGUCUUGGCGUUAAAGAGAACAUUAGAACUCACCUGUUCUUUCGUUCAAUGGAUUUCAGCCGACUGGAGAAACGAGAGAUCCCACCUCCAUUCAAGCCUAAAAUUAAAUCAGCUUCAGAUGCAAGUAACUUUGAUCCAGAAUUUACGAUGGAGAAAGUUCAGCUGACACCAACAGAUAAGAAAAUAGUUGACUCAAUUAACCAGAAGCAAUUCAGAGGAUUUUCAUUCACAAAUCCACAAAUGAUGUGAGAAGGUCAAACCUGGUGUUUUUUAUUCAUUGGUUUGUGAUAUACAAUAUGUAAGGAUACCAACCAAAACUAUAAUCUAUAGAUUGUAUCAUAUAUAUUUCAUAGGCUCUCCUGAGAUGUAGAAACAAACUGUAUUGUAUUUAUACUGGUUCACCUGAAAGCUCUAUUUAGUAAAUUCAAAAGUUUAAAUACAAUUGUUUUCAAAACUGAUUUUAUAAUAAUUCUUGCUGGAAUGAUUGUAUAAUGAAAGACUUGUAUAGUGAUUCUGAACAUUUUUUGUAUACCUUCAUUUCUGUGUGUGUUGAUAGUAUUCAUGAGUUGAGUGUCUAUAAGAUCACAUAUGUUACCUAGCAGUGCAAAAUGAGAUUAGUUCUUGAUCAAAUGUUUACAUUUUUAAUAGUUUGGUUGGCAUGAUUCAUGCUGGCUAAACAUAUUGUACUACCUCUCAGGUUUGCCCAUUUUACAAACAAAAAUAACACUUUCUUUAUAUUUUUAUAUCUUUCUACAAACUAUAGAGAUGAAAUAAUUGGUAGUUUUGAAUACUGAUAACCACCCAUUUCCUAAGCCAUCUCUUCAUUUUAUGAUAAUCUUCUCUAUGCAGUACAGUAUUUUUAUCAUAUAUUUAAAGGCUUGUAUAUAUUUUGUUGAUAAUUUUGUUAUUUUUCUGUGAUUGUAGAACUAGAAAUAUUACUGUAAUCACUGAAGAGUGAUGUAUUUCUGGUGCAAAAAGCACACAUUUAUUAGUGUGAAAGAAAUAAAGGAGCUAGCCCACUUAAGCAGAUACAUUGCACAGGAACAUUGGGAAGUGUUGUGGUUUAGGGACCUCCUUUUUACAGAGUAGAAAUAUAAUUAGAAUUAAAAUAUAUGAGGAGAAAAUCCCCUUUUGGACACAUUUAUUAUUCAGGGAUCGAUGCUAAUGUUGCAGACCCUGGCAAAAACAUAUUUAUAGAAAUUAAUAUAUUUUAGAAUCCAUAAAAUGUUAGUCCUUUUUUUAUAUACGAUACAGUAAUACUUGGUGGCCUGAUGUAUUUGAAUGCGACUGAAUUUACUUGACUACUUAAAAUAGAUUAUGUUGGUAUCUCCCAUUCAGCUUGUAUAUAAUUAAACCAGAUUCAAUACUUUUCUACAAGAACAAUUGACAUAACAUGGAGAUUGCAAUAUCUAAAUUAUUCACCAUCAGUUGUCUUAUACAUAGUGUGGUCUGAAGUCACAAGUAUAUGUUUCUAAUCUUGUCACUAACUAAAGUGUCCAUCAUUCAAUUUAUUGUUUGUUUUUAUUUAACAUUUUGAUUUAAAUUAUUAAUACCAU